CACAAAUGUGUGUCACCGCCAUAGCAAAUAUGAUGCAAGCUAGUGUUAAAGAAGGAAACCCCCGGGUAAAAUUCUCAAAAGACCGAGAUAUUAUACCUUUCAUCGAAGCUCAUUGGGAAGGCAUGACCACCAUUGCUCGUCGAGUUACACAGUCCUGGCAUUCAACGAUUUUGAAAUGUCUUAUGAAAGAAACAAAGCUACUUUUUAACGCUGAAGAGGACUCAUCAGAGGACGGCCCUCUGUACAGUCUAGUUGUGCCAGAUUUAACGCAAAUCAGACCCAGCUAUGAUGAAAUCAAAACGAAAGGCGGAGGCGUCACCCCAGGCGGAGGUGGCAUGAAAGGCAGAGGUGGCAAACGGAAACUAGCAGACACUGGACAGGGCGGGGGGAAAAAAGGUAGACUCGCUGGAGACGUCAAUGCUCCCAAAUUACCUGCUCAUGGUUACCCUCUGGAACACCCGUACAAUAAAGAUGGCUACAGAUAUAUUCUUGCAGAGCCAGAUCCUCACGCACCGUUUCGUCAAGUAAGCCCCAAAACUAAUUAGCUGUAUUUCCUCAUA
This is a messenger RNA of Bemisia tabaci, 560 nucleotides long. The record is from RefSeq and is a predicted model, not a curated record. NCBI's taxonomy places the organism in Eukaryota, Metazoa, Arthropoda, Insecta, Hemiptera, Aleyrodidae.